GCCUGGAUCCGCCACUGUCACAAUCAACUGUAACUCAAUAGCCGAUUUCCGUAUUAUAAACGCCCUUGGAAAUCAAGCGUGAGUUACAAUGGAUUCACGGUGAAAAAAAUAGUUUAUAAUUAAAGAUGCGACUAGCGGCGAGUCUACGACUUGGCUCAUGCGCAGUUUUGCUUUCAGUGUCGUCUACUCUUCUGCGCAACAAUGAACCCCAAUGAACCCAAUUUCUGAGCUUGAAAUUGUUUUUCGUAGCAAUCCCAGAACCAGAUCGCUGAGUCUCCUUAACCUGAUGACCAUCAUGCAUCCAGUAUAUACGCUUUCCCUUCUCUAUGUCUUACUUGCUCCCAGAUUUGGCAGAGUAAAUGCCGAUGGAGAGACUGUAUCGAUCACAUUAAAAUGUGGUGAUAUCAAGAACGUGACAUCUCCGAACUAUCCUGACAACUACAACAACAAUUUAAAGAUUCACUGGAAUGUACGAGCAGACCUCGCUCAAAGAAUCCUCGUCACAUUUAAUGACUUCCAAACUGAGGAGAGUGAUUAUCUACGUAUAGAGGAAGAGAACUAUACAUCUGUUAAAGCAGAGUACAGAGGAAGCAAAUUGGCUACACCAUAUAUUUCCCUCUGGAACCACCUUGCGAUUAUCUUCACCUCCGAUUCGUCCGAGAGUAGAACAGGAUUCCAUCUGUCCAUCUCUUGUUUCAAGGAAACAGAUUACACUGGUAUCCACGAGGCCUUUGAGGGUUUGGAGCAUACUAGAGUGAUGAUGCAGCCUGUAUGCACAGAUGCCUGGCAUACGGAUGUCGCAGAUACGGUGUGCAGAGAAGCAGGAUUUCCCGGAUCUUACGAGACUAUAUUCACAAAGAGACUGAGAAUAUCUCGGAAUCACAGGGAAUAAAUUACCAAUGCAGCAAAUCAACUUUUCGCCUUCAAGACUGCAAGAUAUCAACGUCCAGGUGCACAGUUCAAGUCUCGUUAGUGAUAGUGUGUAGUGUUUUAAGUGAACUUGGAUGCUUCGACCUUGCGGAAAACACUCAUCUGCUGUCAAGAAGUGUAAAACUGAGCAGGAAUCAAUGUCUUACCUACUGCAAGGCCCUCUCUACCACUCCACAGUAUGCUGUACAUCAACACCGAAUUAACUGUUCAUGUAUUAAUCAAACUGCACUGGAUGUUACCGAACUUUCUCAAGAACGUAGCCGAUGUAGGAAAACCAGCGAAAGCCAAACUGGGCAAUAUGCAACCCUCUUUAACGUCUCGUUUGGAUUCUGCCACGACCCGCCUGAGAUAGACAACGGAUCUUGGAUUAAUACAUUGAAUGGAUUCAUGUACGGCACAACUAUCACCGCCAAGUGCAACGACAGCUACGAGUUGGUGGAUGGAGAUGGGAAGAUGAGAUGUGACAAGGCAACAACCUCUACAACUCAAGACUUUGUAUGGCAUGGAAUCAUUCCAUCGUGUCGGAAAACGAAUACUAGUACUCAAAUCAAUGUAGUACCAGCUGACGAAGAGUCGCCCGGGUCUGGUAAGAUUCUGAAGUCAAAAUGGCAACUUAUGAUUGUAUCUUUCUUCUUUAUUAUUAUAAACUAAUACAAUCAGUGAGUGUUUAGGAAAUGAUUCCUUUUGAAACCACUAUCAAAAUAUUUGCAAGGAGAAAUUCAAGAACCUCAUAGCUAACUGAUAAUGCUAAUUAAGGCUGAGUUGGCUCGCGAUCUCAAUGAUAAUUUUUCACAAGAAAGUAAUAUAUCAUGCGUUGUUAGCAACAACACUUUCUUGGUUAAAUCAUCGUAUAGAACAAUCACCAUUUAAGUUACUAAAGUAUACUUUUAUCUCUUGGAGAACAUAUACUGCCGUAGGAAGAAUACAAAUUGCUGAUAUUUUAGCGUAGUUGAUAUAUAUUUGAUGUAUGAUUCCGAAAAUACUUCAUCUAGGCCAUCGUUUUAUUUCAAUUUAUGAAAAUUGUAUUUUAAGUCUGUUCGAUAAUAAUGUUUAAAAUGAUUUUCGACAAGUAUUUCCUUUCUUUUUGAUACAUUUCUAAAAAUAAUUCAUUUGCAGUGUUAGAAUACCAUACACAAUUCGUGUAUUAGAUAGUGUUGCUUUAUUAUAUUUUAGUUCGUUUACGUCAUGUGCCAUGAAAAAGAUUAGAGCAGAUGAAUGGUGCUUGCGAUGAAGGCUUAGGUGUAUAAAUGUGUAACUACUCACUGCACGUAAAUAGGCUUUCAGCCCUGUGUUAAUCGAGAUAAAUACUCAAGAGUUGUGUUACUUUACUUCCCGGUUUUUAUUUUAUCUUGGAAGACGGUUUUUCAUGUAUGCUAAGUCAUAUAUUGUUGUUUUUCUAUAAUUAUGGUAUAAUUGAAGGGAUAUAAGAUUAAUGUUGAGUUCAUAAUAUGAUGACAUUUAGCGAAAAACACACCUUUGCACAUUUCAGUCAGAUUUAUCACUUUUUGCGGAGUUUUUCUUUCAUAAUCUAGUUCCAACAAACACGGGUACAGUUCGUGUGUGUGCGGGCGUGGGCGAAUGACCGUUUGUGCACAUUCAACAAUAUGAGAUCAAAAUAAUAAUAAAAUGGCAAAGUAAAAUUGUUUUGUUUAUGUUUUCCUUCCGUAAGGGGAAGUGUCCUUAUUUCUUUUAACCCUCUUUUGGGUUACACAUCUCAGAUUGAAGUGAAUUUCAACCCUGUGCCCAUUAUACAGGUGCGACUGAUAAGAAUCGGACUCAAGUCCUCCAAUCAAUACCUGAUCAAUGAUAUUAAUAUCAAAUGUAGUUGUGAAAACUGCGAGCUCUCAAUAAAACUGGGCCUUCGUAUUUUUGGAAUCGGGUUACAGCACAAAUUUAAAAUGUUCAUUUCUAAGUUGUGCUUACAAAUAUCAGGAAAUAAAUUUCCAUUAUCAAUGUUUGUUGAAAUACUAUGAUUUAAUUUCUCAUUGUAUGGCAAGAUCGUACUUAUGCUAGCUAUUAGCUACAGUUAGUAACUGUAUUCAUCGAUAUAGGUAAUUAUAGGUAAAGAAACAAUUUUGGAUUUAUGUAAGUUUGUGAACUCUUUUGAAUGACGUUGCAAGCUGUAUUUUUGUUUGAAUUGUUUUCACGUAAAAUAAAGGCAAAAUAACAAGUCA
This is a messenger RNA of Strongylocentrotus purpuratus (purple sea urchin), 3104 nucleotides long. Its product is annotated as deleted in malignant brain tumors 1 protein. The transcript has 8 exons. Bases 772 to 1581 code for a protein of 269 amino acids. Lineage: Eukaryota; Metazoa; Echinodermata; Echinoidea; Camarodonta; Strongylocentrotidae. Gene Ontology annotation, molecular function: serine-type endopeptidase activity. The record is from RefSeq and is a predicted model, not a curated record. Gene Ontology annotation, cellular component: membrane.